AUGGAUACAAUUGCGAGUCUUACUACACAAGAACAAGUAGAACGCGAGACUCUUAAAUAUCAGCUUAAAACUCCACUCCAAAACUUAAGCGAUGGGGAACAGUUGAAAUUUGUAAAAAAGGCUAAAGAGGACUGCUUGCACGUAUGUAAUGUAAUUGCCCCAGGUAACGGAGAGGAGCUCUUCGAGUCAAUGAUGUCUGUACAAAGAGAAUUAUUUGAUGGCGCAGUCCCCGAUGAUCUUGUGGUACUCAUGACUGCUUAUAAGAACGCGAAGACCAGGAAUUUAAAGAAACAGAUUCUGAGCCUUUACGCUCAUAGAUACCCUAUGACUAACUUAAGAAAAUUCACCAACCUUACGGAAGUCUCUCUACAUGGGAAAUAAAGCAAGCACGUUCUCAUGCUAAAAUGCACGGCCCUGGGACCAUCCCUGAAAUCAAGACGAAGCAUUGCGUACGCCUUGAUAUGGGGAAGGUCGACCACUUUGUAGAAUUCAUUAAUAUACCGUACUUUUAUCAGGAUGUUUCAUAUGGUAACAAGGUACUCACCCUAGAUAAUGGUGACAGAAUUGAGAUGCCUAACGUUGUAAGGAUCCUGACAAGGUCUACAAUGAUUGAGCAAUACUUGGAAUAUUGCAAAGAGCAAUGUCACGAGCCACUUAGUAGGUCUUCUCUGUUUAAAAUAUUGGAGGUUCGAGAAGCGUCUCAGCGUAAAUCGCUCCAGGGAUUGGACAAUACGGCUGCAGAUGGUGCUGCGGGCUUUCAGACUAUCGAGACGCUAGUUGAAACUCUUGAGAAGGGAGGAAUGGAGAAACAGUGGUGUUUACGUAUUUGCCAAAACCUACGCGAUGCUAAACGCUAUCUCAAAACUGACUACCGUGUACACUGUCAACAGCAUUACUCUACUUGCGCUGACCACUGUAGAAAGUUUGCGCUUAGUGAUCCUGUUGAUCCCGAGCUCCAGCAUCCUUGUCCGCAUCAGCAUCAAUCGACUUGCGAGCAAUGCCAAGGGCUGAAGGAUGUUCUAAAGGAAGUGAGACUAGCGAUUGAAGGGUCAUCAUGGAAGCCUUACAGUUGCGAACAACGAGAAGAUGUCCUUUACGACUUUGACCGUGCACAGUCAGACAUCUUGCUGUGGAAAGCGCACAUUGUACGCUCAAUAAAUCAAGAGGAGGCGAAACAAGAUGCACUGAAAUCAGAAGACCCACAGUCAGCCAUUCUGAUCAUGGACUGGGCCAUGAAGUUCCUCCAAGUAAAAUUUCGUGAGAAACAGUCUGAAUGGUUCGGCAAACGGGGGCUCAGCUGGCAUAUUUCCACCUUUAUAACUAAGAAUGUUGACUCUGGAAAAAUUGAGCUGCAAUCGUAUGCUCAUAUCUUCGACUCUUGCCAGCAAGACUGGUACGCAGUACGCUCGAUCAUGGAAAACACACUUGAGGUUGUAAAGAAAGAACAUCCCCAGAGUACCCAAGUGAACCUAAGGAGUGACGAAGCAGGCUGUUACCACAAUAACUUUCUCUUAGCCGCCGUUAGAGAUGCCGGAAGACGAGUAGGCAUUGAAGUAGCACGGUAUGACUUUUCCGAGCUGCAGUAUGGAAAGAUAUCUGUGAUAGAAUCCUUUGUCCAAUGA
Porites evermanni is the source of this 1622-nucleotide messenger RNA. The record is from the annotation of a GenBank genome assembly. NCBI's taxonomy places the organism in Eukaryota, Metazoa, Cnidaria, Anthozoa, Scleractinia, Poritidae.